This is a messenger RNA of Coffea arabica (coffee), 840 nucleotides long. RefSeq names its product heavy metal-associated isoprenylated plant protein 26. The record is from RefSeq and is a predicted model, not a curated record. Lineage: Eukaryota; Viridiplantae; Streptophyta; Magnoliopsida; Gentianales; Rubiaceae. Gene Ontology annotation, molecular function: metal ion binding.
CUCUAAGCUGUGGCCAACCAAAAGGGACACUAAACUGGCACUUACACCUAUACCAAACAUCACUGCUACUGCUGCUGCUACUGCUUGCAGUUGGAAGAGAGUCUUUUUUGUUGGUUGGGGGGAGAAGUGUGAAACUGAAAGCUGAAAAGGAGCAGCAGUAAGAAUUGAAUUGAAAUGGGGGUAUUGGAUCAUCUCUCCGAUAUGUUUGAUUGCGCCGGCGGCGGCAGCUCCAAGCUCAAGAAGAAAAAACAGUUGCAGACGGUGGAGAUUAAAGUGAAGAUGGAUUGCGAGGGGUGCGAGAGGAAAGUGCGGAGAUCCGUGGAAGGGAUGAAGGGGGUGAGCUCGGUGCAGAUCGAGCCCAAGCAGCACAAGCUCACCGUCGUCGGCUACGUGGACCCGAACAAGGUGGUGGCGCGUGUGGCUCAUCGCACGGGCAAGAAGGCGGAGUUGUGGCCAUACGUCCCGUACGACGUCGUCGAGCAUCCCUACGCCCCUGGCGUCUACGAUAGGAAGGCCCCACCUGGGUACGUGCGAUCCGUUGAAGACCCGCAACUGUCGCAGCUGGCACGUGCCACCUCCUCCGAAGUACGAUACACUACGGCCUUUAGUGACGAGAACCCUUCCGCAUGUAUUGUCAUGUGAUGUGGAUCUGGUCAUCCCUCGUUACUCUUAAAACUGAAGCUCGUGUUUGGAUUGUAAUUUUCUGAAGUUUUUUUUUUUUUUUAAGAAAAUAUAUUGCAGUGAUUUGAUGUAUGUGAAAUAAAAAGGUGAUCGAAAAAUAUAUUUACUUUACUAAAAAAAACGUAGAGAUUUUUUUUUGGUGAAAAAUCCCUUUUCAAA